AUGGCAUUGCUCAGGGUGCUAAGCACAUUGGAUGACGAGCUGGAGGAUCGCCCCUGCUUCUUUCCCGCCAUCGCCCACCGCCCAUCUACUGAGGCCGGGAAGCGAGCGAGUAGUGCGAGCGACACCCUCGCCGUGGAUCAGCAUAGUCUGCGUUAUAUUUAUACACAUAGCUGCAAGGAGCAUCAAGUUCGUCCCAAUAAGCACAUCUUGCAACAGCUGCCACCUGUCGUGGGUAGGGAUUGGCCCAGGAAGGUGAAGGCGCUGGACUUCUCCCUCACCUAUGUUGGCCGCGACGGGUGCAGUGCACUCGUUCCUGUCGUUGCCUUCUGUUCCGCCAUGACACAUCUGGUAAUGCCUUCAAUUGGGCUAACAGAGGAGGCGGCGAGGCCGUUGCUCGCCGCUCUGCAAGUUCAUCCCACCGUGACGUGGAUAGACCUCUCUGGGAAUGAUCUGAAUGAUGAUGUUGGACGCUGUAUCUUGAACAUGGUACUGGCGAACAGCCGUAUUCGCUUUGUUUGCCUGAAUGAGACGGGCAUUAGUCCACCGUUGAUACGCAAAAUACAACACUACUUGAAACCCAGAGAUCGUAGUUUGCUUGAGAGGAAAUCCUCUUCUAGCAGUACACUAGAUUGGGAGAGACUUUCAUUUUCGGUCCAGUCUUCCUUAUCAGGAGCUACGAGUGGUCAUGAUGGAACGCGGGCGCAUCGACUCCCAGCAUCGGUUGCUGCCGGACUAGCCGAGCUGCGCCAUCGAUUAUACCGCAACCGUCACCGUCUUCAGUAUGUAUAUGAUUGUUUCAUUCUACCCAAAGGAAAUGCAGAAGGAAGUGACGACAGGGACGAUGAGGCCCUUGUGGACGUGAUGAGGGUAAAUGGCGAGUGGGACACGGUCUCUAUUUCGGCCAUGUACACAGGGCAUUGCUCGUGGAGGGCUUUUUUCCGCGGAUUGCGCGUCCUUGGCAUUCACGCGGUUUCUCGCUCACUCACUGAGAGCGUCGUGUUUGCAACUAUAUGCGGUAUAUGCAAUUUGGAGACCAUUUCCUUUGGGAAACUCUUGAGUUUCCUGCGGCCACAUGUCGGAUUCACCUUGUCACCCCCUCGCACCAAAGUUGGCUCUGGAUCUAUCUCAGCAUUUUGCUCAUCAGCCGCUUGUUCACCUUCGAGAUUCUCUUCUGAAUGCGGCGUCAGUCCGACCCAGUGUCGACAGGCGGAGGCCACUUCCGGCAUCCCUAACGCCGAUGCCUCCCUGUGCUCACACUCUUCAGCCAAGUCCAUUGGCGAAGGACGCAGCCGGACAUCCAUUGACCGCUCCGUUCUCACUCCUCUUUUUACGGACAGUCUACCACUUAUGUUGAAACCUCAAUCAAGUGUAUUGAUGUGGAGUAAGAGUGGCCGAUCGCUUUCUGGAUGUUCGUUAACGAGCAAUGCUGCAGGAGAUUCGGGCAUUAUGAGUUCUCUGGUAGUGACGAAGACAUUGGAGGAGCUGUUUAAACUUGAGUUGUUAUUACCCUCCCGCAAACUGCAGUACGCGGUGGAUCGACUCUAUGAUUCACGACGUACUCUUCGAGAGUCGUUUCAACCUGUAGAUGAACUUGGCGAGGCGAGGACAAAGCGCAUGGCUCGCCUGGACGAAGUGGUGGGGCGAGCAGUCUCCGUUGUGGGGGAGGCCUUCCGGGAUAGCGUCACGGCGUUACUGGGGCGCUGGUUGGGGCACACUGGUGUGGAUGCCCUGGUGAACGUGGAGGAGUUGCUUGACUCAAUGUAUAUUCCAGAGUCAACGGAAUCCCCAGCGGCACCACCGCUCCCCUUGUCAACGGAGAGGCGCAUGUGGAGGGGAGUAGAAGUAGAAACGCUUCAAAAUGCUCUCAGCGCAUGGUGA
This is a messenger RNA of Trypanosoma grayi, 1878 nucleotides long. RefSeq lists its product as hypothetical. The record is from RefSeq and is a predicted model, not a curated record. Bases 1 to 1878 code for a protein of 625 amino acids. NCBI's taxonomy places the organism in Eukaryota, Euglenozoa, Kinetoplastea, Trypanosomatida, Trypanosomatidae. The transcript has a single exon.